Molecule: messenger RNA, 1857 nt
Organism: Lathyrus sativus (Indian pea)
Lineage: Eukaryota; Viridiplantae; Streptophyta; Magnoliopsida; Fabales; Fabaceae
Source: the annotation of a GenBank genome assembly
AUGGCUGGAGAAGGAGCUUUAUACGAGAAACUCGCAACGAUGAUGACCUCUGACCACGCUUCCGUGGUGUCGUUAAACAUAUUUGUUGCUCUUCUUUGUACUUGCAUCGUCAUCGGUCAUAUGUUAGAGGAGAAUCGUUGGAUUAAUGAAUCCAUCACUGCUCUUCUCAUUGGUUUGUGUUCCGGUGUGUUAAUAUUGUUUACGACCGGAGGAAGAAGCUCGCAUAUAAUGGUUUUCAGUGAAGAUCUUUUCUUUAUUUACCUUCUCCCACCCAUCAUUUUCAAUGCCGGGUUUCAGGUCAAGAAGAAACAAUUUUUCCGCAAUUUUAUGACUAUAAUGCUUUUCGGAGCAGUCGGUACACUCAUAUCAUUCUGCAUCAUAUCAUUAGGUGCCAUGCACUUCUUCCAAAAGUUAAAUAUUGGUUCCCUCAAGAUUGGAGAUUAUCUAGCAAUUGGAGCAAUAUUUUCAGCAACAGAUUCUGUUUGCACAUUGCAGGUUCUUAACCAGGACGAGACGCCGUUGCUAUACAGUUUGGUGUUUGGAGAAGGAGUAGUAAAUGAUGCAACUUCCGUGGUACUCUUCAAAGCAAUUCAGAGUUUCGAUCUCUCCCACAUUGAUUUCACCACUGCUUUACACUUAAUAGGAAACUUUUGGUAUUUAUUCAUAGCAAGCACUGUGUUGGGAAUCUUUGUUGGAUUGCUUAGUGCAUUUAUCAUUAAAAAACUCUAUUUUGGAAAGUUGAUAAGACACUCUACGGAUCGCGAGGUUGCUCUGAUGAUACUAAUGGCUUACCUUUCGUAUAUGCUAGCUGAAUUAUUUUCUUUAAGUGCCAUUCUCACUGUGUUCUUCUGCGGUAUUCUUAUGUCGCAUUAUACCUGGCAUAAUGUGACAGAAAGUUCAAGAAUAACAACAAAGCAUACUUUUGCUACUAUGUCAUUCAUUGCCGAGAUCUUUAUCUUCCUUUAUGUUGGGAUGGAUGCACUAGAUAUCGAGAAAUGGCGAUUUGUUAGUGAAAGUCCGGGGAAAUCAAUUGGAGUCAGUUCGUUGUUGUUGGCGCUUAUUCUAGUGGGAAGAGCAGCAUUUGUUUUCCCUCUUUCCUUCAUAUCCAACUUGUCUAAGAAGUCUCAAUCUGAGAAAAUUGAGUUUAAGCAACAAGUGACGAUUUGGUGGGCUGGUCUGAUGCGUGGCGCUGUUUCUAUUGCACUUGCUUACAAUCAAUUUACUAGGCACGGCCAUACUAAAUUGCACGAAAAUGCGAUCAUGAUCACUAGUACUAUUAGUGUUGUACUCUUCAGCACAGUGGUGUUUGGGUUAUUGACAAAGCCACUUGUGAAGUUAUUGCUUCCUUCAUCUAAACACAUAACAAUCAGCAUACCGUCCACACCGUCAAGCCCGAAAUCAUUCAGUGUGCCACUUCUUGGCAAUGAAGAGGAUGAUGUAGGGGGCAGUGAUGGGACUCAAAGACCAAACAGAUUGCUUCCUUCAUCUAAACACAUAAUAAUCAGCAUACCGUCCACACCGUCAAGCCCGAAAUCAUUCAGUGUGCCACUUCUUGGCAAUGAAGAGGAUGAUGUAGGGGGCAGUGAUGGGACUCAAAGACCAAACAGACUUCUUGGCAAUGAAGAGGAUGAUGUAGGGGGCAGUGAUGGGACUCAAAGACCAAACAGACUUCUUGGCAAUGAAGAGGAUGAUGUAGGGGGCAGUGAUGGGACUCAAAGACCAAACAGAUUGCAUUCGCUCCUUCGGAUUCCAAGCUAUGGGGUGCAUCAUUACUGGCGCAAAUUUGACAACUGUUUCAUGCGACCUGUCUUUGGUGGCCGGGGUUUUGUACCAUAUGUUCUUGGUUCUCCCCUUUAA